GCUUGUAAUCGAGCAUAGUGCUUUCCACCGCGACAACAUUGUGCGGAACCUUUCGACGUCGAUGUGUUCCUACACGGGUGGCGCUUCUUGUGCGACACGUUCAUCCGUCGAAAACGAAACACCUGAGUUCUCACAGGAAGCGAAACCGAACUACUAUCAUUAUGUAGAGGUAACCAUAUUAUGGUGUCAAAGAUGGCAGGACUAUCAGAUAAGGAGCGCAUUGGCUGCGCAAAUUUACUGAGAUUGAUGCCAGAAAGUGAUGUACGAUCGCUUUGUGAGACUGUCACAAGUAAAAAGAUCCAAGUAGAAACUACCCGAGCCGCAAUUGAAGCCAUUGUGUCUUACUCCAACGAUGCGGCGGAGCUUUUCAAAAGGAGGAAAGUGCAUCGAGAUAUAAUUUUCAAGUACCUCGCCAAUGAGGGGAUCGUCAUGCCAAUUCAUUGUGAUAAAACACUACUAGUGAAAAGGACCUUAGAGUUUUGGUCAUCUGGAAAGCGUGGGCAACCAACAAGUGGAGCAGAUCCAGGGCGCCGACCUGGUCCACCUGCGUCUCCUGGCCCUUGUCAAGGACGAGCGUCUGUUCCUCAACCCAAACCUGGAGCCCCACGGGCACCGGCUUAUGAGUUCUCUCGUCCAGGCCCAGAGAUCCAGUCCACAGAAAUAAAGGCUGAGAUAACGGUUGAGCAAUCGAGUGAACAGUUUUGCCGGUGGUUCUUUCAGCUCCUAAACAGCCAGAACCCCUCCUUGGGCCAGGAGCCUCAAGACUGGGGACCACAACACUUCUGGAUAGAUGCAAAACUAAAUCUUGUAUCUAGCGUGGGCAACCAACAAGUGGAGCAGAUCCAGGGCGCCGACCUGGUCCACCUGCGUCUCCUGGCCCUUGUCAAGGACGAGCGUCUGUUCCUCAACCCAAACCUGGAGCCCCACGGGCACCGGUUUAUAUCCUCCCCGCAUGGGCUGGUGCUGGUCGCCGUGGCCGGAACCAUCCAUCGGGACAACUGCUGGCUGGGGAUCUUCGAGCAGGUGUUUGGCCUUAUCCGCACGCCCAUGGAAAACACCUGGAAGAUAAAGUACACGGAUCUAAGAGUCAGAGGGGCCGGGACUCAAGAUGGGGCAGAAGGAAUGUCACCAACGGUGACCUGUGACUUUGACGAGCUGCAGCGCCAACAUAGAUCCUAAUAAUCAGGGUAAUACUGAUCUCGGGAUUUGGAGGGUCCCUGGAUGCUCAUGGUUAGGUUUGCACAAUGAAAGACAAUAGGAUCAUAUGUAAAACUGUGCAAUGAAUUCAUUAGUUUAUGAUAUAUACUAUUUCCGAGGGGUUCGUUUUAGUAUGUAUGGUUUCAUGUAUGCCUUAUCUUUUCAGAAAAUGUGGACGGGAAAAACUGAAAUCUUUUGCUUAUUUUUUAUGUGAACCAAUGGGAACAGGGAGAAAAAAGUAAGUUAAUGAAGCCUAAGGCAGAUUCAUAAUGACCAGUACAUACAUUUAAAAUAAGUUAUUUCAAAACCGAUGUGCGAAAUGUAAAAAACAUUGUUUCAGUCUCUUAGUUUGAGGCACUUAGUCCACCAUAUCAUCAAGCAAUGAAAGAAAAAUCAUACAUAUCAGAUAUUGUAAAAUCAGGCUGCCCCUCCAAUUAUGUGCAUUUAGGCAAGAAGCUUACUCAUAACGAGAUAACAAUCUGAAACCAAAACCAUCUUUCAAAAACGUCUGUUGCUGCAAUAACGCGAAGAGCGCAUGAGUCACAAUUUCUGUAUGCUGCACACAUAUGGACUUUGACAUGAUGGCAAAAAAGAAACGUACUUGAGUGGCAAAUGGCCACUCAAGUAAGUAAGAACGUUAACGUUUUUGACUCAUUCAAACCAGGCACAGCGUUAUGGGUGGGUCUGACGGACCUAGGACCACCCACUGUUCAACAGGCCCACCCAAAACUUUUCUUCAAAAAAAUAAAAGUAAAGGUUAAUAUAUUAUAAUCAUUAUUAUUAUUACUUUUUUAUAAAGGCUUCUGAAAUGCUUUAUUGCAAUGCAGCAAACUUUGUUGAUGUUGAUGCUUGAUCCGAAGUGAGUUAAAGUGCUGUUAAUCUUCGUGGAUGACCGUGAAUUGCCGGUAGGCUAUUGUAUUAGUUAUUAUCUCGUAGUAGCCUGUGUUACGUAUUUUAAGAAUCUAAGCUACCCACACAUAGACCCAAUGAAGCAGGACCAAACAUAUAAGCCGUAAAUACCAUACAUAGCCACAAGGGGAGCAAGACCUUACUGAAGGCUGUAAUAAAUACUUCAGCCACAGAAGGCAGCACCACAGACCAGACGAGAAAGCCGAGCGUUAUCUCACAUUGGCUCCCCCCCCACUACUUCCGGACCGCGCUGUUCAGACCACCGUAUAACAGCCUACAGAUCGAGCAUUGUCUUCAGAAUCUUCUUGGCAGCUAUUAGACAUAGAUGGGUUUAUGUUUUUGAUCAGCUAGGAGACGCUCAGCACGUGCUUAGAAUACAUCUUCAAUCUCUCUUUGCUUCAGAGUAUCAGUUUACCAUACCGAAAAUACUUUAUACAAAUAAAGUCUCUUUAAAGCUAUUCCUUUGGAUUCGACCUUUUUCCUUGAACUACGCAAUACCUGCUACAUUUGAAUGCAUCUUCUGUGUAUGAUAAGCCAAGCUCAGUCUGUUGCUAAUGAUGUCGAAAUAUUGUUGAAAACUUCAAACAAUUAAACAGAAUUAUGAAAUA
Messenger RNA from Gadus chalcogrammus (walleye pollock), 2714 nucleotides. RefSeq lists its product as uncharacterized. NCBI's taxonomy places the organism in Eukaryota, Metazoa, Chordata, Actinopteri, Gadiformes, Gadidae. The record is from RefSeq and is a predicted model, not a curated record. Bases 181 to 1179 code for a protein of 332 amino acids. The transcript has 5 exons.